This is a messenger RNA of Elgaria multicarinata webbii, 1063 nucleotides long. Its product is annotated as alpha-2,8-sialyltransferase 8F-like. The coding region runs from base 1 to 1062 and encodes 353 amino acids. Gene Ontology annotation, molecular function: alpha-N-acetylneuraminate alpha-2,8-sialyltransferase activity. The transcript is spliced from 6 exons. Lineage: Eukaryota; Metazoa; Chordata; Lepidosauria; Squamata; Anguidae. Gene Ontology annotation, biological process: N-glycan processing; oligosaccharide metabolic process. The record is from RefSeq and is a predicted model, not a curated record.
AUGUCCUUCCACUUCCGGUAUAGGAAACGCAAGUACACACUGGGUACCUGUGUGGUCUUCCUUGUCGGGCUCAGUGUUUGGAUGCUCCGGAAGCCAACAACUUUUCAAUUUUACAAGAAAGCCAGUGACAAGAAGCGGGUUCUUGUGCCACAAACCUUUGCACUCGGGAUGAAGGAGAGGAAGAUCCUGGAGCAUCUGCUGUUCAUGCAGGAUGCUCCUUGGGAACCCAACCCUGCCGCAGUGACCCAAUACAGGGCAGAACUAGGGCACUGCUGCAAUGCUUCCUUCCGGCUGGUGGUAACCAGGGAAAAUGCACCACGGAAAUCACAUAUCAUCUUAGAUGGGGAAAAAGGAAUGAAGCUGCUGGUGAACGCCGAGCUGACGUCCCUGCUGCCGGAGAGAUCCCCCUUCUCAAAAUCUCGGUAUCGACGUUGCGCAGUCGUGGGCAACAGUGGAAUCCUAAAAAACAGCCGCUGUGGAGAUGAGAUCGACCAGGCUGAUCUAGUAGUCAGGUUCAAUCUGCCUCCCAUGAAUUUCUCUGAAGAUGUGGGGACCAAGACAAGCCUGGUGACUGUCAACCCCAGCAUACUUCAGACUAAAUACAAGAACUUGGAGGCCCAGAGGAAGCCUUUUGCAGAUGCUCUGCAGCUGUACAGGGACGCCCUCUUCCUCAUCCCAGCUUUCUCCUUUGCGGGCCUCAGUGAUCUCAGUUACCGUGCUGUGUACACCAUGGAGGACUUUGGUUUAAUGCAGCAAGGCUUCUUCCUGAAUCCACGCUACCUGAGCACCCUAAGUGACUACUGGAAGAAUCAAGGCUUGAAGCCUCUGCGCCUUUCCUCCGGCUUCAUGUUUGUCAGCAUGGCUUUGGAGUUCUGUGAGCACAUCACUCUCUACGGCUUCUGGCCCUUCCUGCAUGACCUGGCUGACCAGCCCAUCUCUCAUCACUACUACGAUAACGUGUUGCCCAAGGCUGGUGUACAUGCCAUGCCCAGCGAGUUCUCACAUUAUCUGAGCAUGUAUGCGAAAGGUGUGCUGCGGUUACGACUUGGCAAAUGUCAGUGAG